This is a messenger RNA of Drosophila kikkawai, 4755 nucleotides long. The record is from RefSeq and is a predicted model, not a curated record. NCBI's taxonomy places the organism in Eukaryota, Metazoa, Arthropoda, Insecta, Diptera, Drosophilidae.
AUGCGGAGUGUGAUUCAACAACGGGGCUUUUGUAAAAGCCAAAUCACACGGGCGCAUAAUAAUGCCCUAAAAUUUGUGGAUGACAUUCAAUCAGUGGACACAAUUGUGGUGCGCCUGUCGCAAAUUCAAGACAAUUAUUUGCGGUUUGUGCGACAUUCGGAAGAGCUGUACGCCUUCCAAUCGGAGUCGGAUUGGGAGAAUCCGGACGACGAUUUUGAUGCCUAUGAGGAGAAACAUUACGCUACACACGCCAUCCUAAGCAACACUCUGGAGGAGUUACGGCGUGAUCAGACGUCUAACAAUAUUUUGGCCACUGUGCAACCAGCAGAUGCGCCCCAGAGGAGCCAUGUGGAUUUCCAGUUCGAGCGAAUCAAACUCCCAACCUUUUCCGGGAAUUAUGAGGACUGGAAACAUUUUUCGGAUAUGUUUACGGACUCGAUUGCUUCCAAUUCGAGCCUGACGGAUUGUCAACGAUUUCAUUAUCUCAAAUCGUAUCUAUCCGGAGACGCCCUCAAUUUAGUCAAACAUAUUCCUGUGACUAAUGAGAACUAUCGGGAGGCAUGGGAUCGGCUUGAGCAGCGAUAUAACAAACAAUCGCUAAUUAUCCGAUCAUUCCUCAACAGUUUCAUGACCCUUCCCAGUGCUACGUCUACUAAUCUCAGCACAGUGCGGAAACUGGCCGAUGGCGCAGACGAAGUUAUUCGUGGUUUGCGAGCCCUUGACUGCGAAGAGAGGGAUCCUUGGCUAAUCUUCAUCCUAUUGUCAAAAUUAGAUACCGAUACUUGCCAAGCUUGGGCGCAGUGCGCAGACUCCGAGGGAAAAGGUGUGACCAUCAACCAAUUCCUUAAAUUUCUCACCUCUCGCUGCGAUACUUUGGAGGCUUUUCACUUAGUUCGACCAACCCAAGCUCGACGCGCAGCCACAACGCACCACGCAGAUACGCAUCCUAGACGAGAAGAACCCAAAUGCACAUCGUGCCAGCAAACUCAUCAACUGUUCAAGUGUCCUCAGUUCAACGGACUCGACAUCGCAGCUCGCCGGGAGUUUCUCAAGACGAAAAAGCUAUGUUUCAAUUGCCUCAGCCCAAGUCACCUGGCGGGUAACUGUACAUCGAGACACACUUGUCGGAUUUGUCGCCGCAAGCAUCACACCCUGGUUCACCCUGGCUCGGCGCAGCCAACUCAAAACGGUAACUACUUGGAGAGAGCCCGUACGGACAGCCGCGAUCGUCCAUCAACCUCACAAGCGGCGUCUACAAUCGGCCAGAAUCAACCGCCUGGUCAAGAGAUUCAUCAAUCAGGGAGUUUACCUCCCGCGGAAAAUAACUUCACGCAUCAUACGCUGGAGAAUAUUUCAGCUGCAGGUUCGCAGACUCUGUUGCCAACCAUCCUUGCAGACGUCGUCGACGCCUGGGGAAAUACUACAACCUGCAGGCUGCUCUUGGACACUGGGUCCACAAUCACCUUGGCGUCGGAAUCAUUUGUUCAGCGAAUAGGCGUACGUCGAACGCACGCCCGGAUUUCUAUACUCGGUCUCGCAGCCAACAGUGCUGGCGUUACCCGAGGACGCGCACAUAUCAAGCUGCGCUCUCGUCAUUCGGACCAAACUGUCGAACUGGUCUCGUUUAUUCUCAAUUCGCUGACAUCAUCACUCCCGGCCCAGGCUAUUGACACCUCAUCUUCUACGUGGAAGCAAAUCUGCGAGCUUCCUUUGGCAGAUCCCACAUUCUGCACGCCAGGAUCCAUCGAUGUCAUCGUUGGAUCAGAUCAACUCUGGUCUCUUUAUACUGGAGAACAGAAAUGCUUUGGUAACGACGCUCCUAUCGCUCUGAAUACUGUUUUUGGUUGGAUUAUUGCAGGCUCUUACAAUGCAUGCGAUGAUCACCUGACUUCAGCGGUUACUCAUCACGCGGACCUCGACACGAUGGUUCGCUCUUUCAUGGAGAUGGAUAAUAUACAUCCUAGCCAGGCUCUUCAAGUCUUCAAGCCGCACACCAAUUAUCAGCGCAUUGUUUGGCGCAAGAACGAGAAUGAACCACUGCUUCAUUUUCGCCUGUUGACGGUCACCUACGGAUUGGCGCCGUCACCAUUUCUGGCUGUUCGAGUUCUUAAGCAGCUAGCUGAGGAUCACCGCCACGAGUUCCCCGCAGCAGCCCACGCGCUUCUACACGACGCUUAUGUAGAUGAUAUCCCAACAGGGUGCAACUCAUUCGACGAGCUCAUGAUUCUCAAAAACGAGCUGAUUCAACUGUUGGAUAAGGCGCAAUUCAAACUACGGAAAUGGAGUUCCAACAGUUGGCGUCUUCUAAAAUCAUUGCCAGAAGAGGACCGAUGUUAUGAGCCUAUCCAGCUCCUCAACAAAUCAGCUGCGGAUUCACCAAUCAAAAUUCUUGGCAUCCAAUGGAAUCCCGGAAAGGACGUCAUGUACCUCAAUAUCAAGGAGUGCGAUCCGACCAUUUCUCCGACGAAAAGGGAACUCUUGUCGCAGCUAUCAAGAAUCUAUGACCCGCUUGGAUUGGUAGCGCCAGUCACAGUUCUACUCAAGCUUAUCUUCCAAGAAAGCUGGACAAGUGUUCUGCAAUGGGAUGACCCGAUUCCUGAAACUCUACGCUCGCGCUGGAAGGCCUUGGUGGAGGAUUUGCCAACACUUACGCAAUGUCAAGUACCACGAUACAUUGCGUCACCAUUCCAAGACGUUCAACUACACGGAUUCGCCGACGCAUCCGCGCAAGCCUACGGUGCGGUUGUAUACGCUCGAGUAGCAUAUGGAGGCAGUUUUCAAAUCACCCUAGUUGCUGCCAAAACCCGUGUAGCCCCGAUCAAGCCUGUUUCGAUCCCACGUCUGGAACUGAAUGCUGCUCUACUUCUUUCUCGAUUGCUCUCGAUUGUCAAAGCCUCACUAACGAUUCCUAUUUUCAGCACGAGCUGCUGGACAGAUUCAGAAAUUGUGCUACACUGGCUUUCAGCUCCCCCACGAAACUGGAACACAUACGUCUGCAACCGAACGGCUGAGAUCUUGAACGACUUUCCUCGCAGCUGCUGGAAUCAUGUUCGCACAGAGGACAACCCUGCCGACUGUGCUUCUCGAGGACUUCAUCCGUCCAAGCUUCUGGAGCAUCGACUGUGGUGGAAGGGUCCAUCAUGGCUGGCCACACCGCCCUCUGAUUGGCCACCGUCUACAAGCAAGUUCAGCGUAUCUUCAAAUCUCGAUGUCAACACCGAAGAGAGAGCUGUCAAGCCCACAACUCUACAUAACUUUCCUGAUGAAAGUAUCUACGAGUUACUCAUCCACAAAUUCUCAACCUGGACGCGUCUGCUAAGGGUAUCUAGCUACUGUUAUCGCUUUAUUCACUCUCUUCGAUCUCGUCAUAGGAAUCCGGCACCAUUCCUUACAUCCGAAGAGUUGCAGGCCGCACGAUGCCGACUCAUCCGACACGUGCAACAAAAUUUCUUUGCCAGAGAAUAUGCGCAGCUAGAGAAUCGACGCCCGCUUAAUGCUAAAUCGCAUUUAAUUCGGUUCUCCCCAUUUCUAGACGAUCAUGGAAUUAUGCGAGUCGGUGGAAGAAUCGACAAAUCGACAAUCAACUUCAACGCCAAGCAUCCAAUCCUAAUACCAAAGGAUUCACCACUAGCCGGGCUCCUGGUUCGAUAUUUUCACGUUUCACAUCUACACACUGGAGUUGAUGCUACGUUCACCAAUCUUCGUCAGCAGUACUGGAUUCUGGGUGCACGCAAUCUGGUCAGAAAGGCAGUUUUCCAAUGCAAACGCUGCUUUCUUCAACGCAAAGGCACCAGUAACCAGAUCAUGGGAGAGCUGCCAAUCCCUCGAGUUCAGGCUAGUCGCUGUUUCCAACAUACAGGGCUGGAUUACGCUGGACCGAUCGCCAUCAAGGAAUCAACAGGACGAACUCCUCGGAUCGGGAAGGCAUGGUUUUCUAUUUUCGUCUGCCUAACUACAAAGGCAAUCCAUAUCGAGGUCGUCAGUGAUCUGACUGCAAAGGCCUUCAUCGCCGCCUUUCAACGAUUUAUUGCCCGACGAACAAAGCCCACCGAUCUGUACUCGGACAACGGAACCACAUUUCAUGGCGGAAAGCAAACUUUGGACGACAUGCGACGCCUAGUCAUCGAACAAUCUAAAGAUGAGGAGCUGGCUGGAUUCUUCGCCAACGAAGGCAUUUCUUGGCACUUCAUACCCCCAUCUGCCCCUCAUUUUGGCGGAAUGUGGGAAGCCGGCGUUCGUUCCAUAAAACUUCAUAUGCGACGGAUACUUGGAUCCAAGGCUCUCACGUUUGAGGAACUAGCGACUGUUUUGACCCAAAUUGAAGCCAUCCUCAACUCUCGCCCACUGUGCCCAAAUGGGGAUAAUUCGUUGGACCCGCUGACUCCCGCUCAUUUCCUGACUGGAGCUCCUUAUACUGCCCUCUCUGAACCCUGCCGUCUGGAUAUGCAAAUCAAUCGACUGGAGAGGUGGAAUCAGCUGCAAGCUAUGGUCCAAGGUUUCUGGAAACGGUGGCAUAUGGAAUACCUGACAUCGCUUCACGAACGCACAAAAUGGCAUCUAGAAACUGAGAAUCUGAAGAUCGACACACUGGUGGUACUCAAGGAGCCUAAUCUACCUCCCUCUAAAUGGAUUCUUAGACGCAUCAGCGAGGUGCACGCAGGAUCAGAUGACAAAGUACGGGUCGUAACAGUGAAGACGGCCCAUGGAUCCUACAAACGCCCAAUUACCAAAAUUGCUGUCUUGCCUCUGUGCUGA